AUGACUACUGCCUACCAGGAUGGCUUAAGUGCUAGUGGCACGUGCCGUCAGGGUGCGACCACUUCCACCGCCACAGUAGGCGGCGAUUUUGAGAAAAAAAGGAAAACGGAUUUGAACUCCUCUCCUCUAUCCCAUACAUUAUCUUCACAACUGGCAUCUUCCACUAGUACACUUUUAUUUUAUCCUUUUGAUAUGCUUCGAGUGCGAUUUAUGUCACAGGACGGCACGAUUCAGCGACAACACAAUGGACAAACAUAUCACUCCAUCAGAAAGGCGUUCGCCACUAUAUACCAUGAGGAGGGGCCACGCGCUCUAUUCCGGGGUUGCCAUGUGGCUGUUUUAGGUUCUGCAGCCGCCUGGGGAGUAUACAUGUACACCUAUCGUUCGCUUUGUUGUUCGGGAGAUGUAUGCUCUUUUUUAGGCCGGGCUGGCGUUUCUUUUUUGGCAAGCCUUUUGUCAACUGCCCUUACCUCACCAAUUUGGUUAAUUAAGACGCGGAUGCAGAUUGAGGAUGCAACGAAGUCAAGGAAUUACGUGACGUUUGGAAGCGGAUUCCGUCACGUACUGCGAACUACGGGGUUUUGCUCAUUGUGGCGCGGGUUGUCGCUGCAAAUGACGCUUAUCCUUCCUAACGCACUGAACUACCCCAUGUACGACUUCUUCAAGGGAAUGAUGCUGCAGGCCCGUUCGCAGUCGACUGUAAAAGGGGGAGAGUUGAGCGUCUCUGAAACUCUUGUGUGCUCUACGCUAACCAAGCUGCUCUUUGUGUUGUUGUCGCAUCCUAUCAUGUUUUUGAAGGUCCGUCUGCAGGAUCAACGCUGGAACAUGGGCGAGGUGAAAUACACCAAUGUCCGCCACUCCUUACUCCUUAUCUUGAAGCGUGAGGGAAUACACGGCAUGUUUCGGGGCUUGAACUCUUCGUUGAUUCACUCUUUUCCUCGUGGUGUUACGCACUACCUGCUGUACGAAAAAGCGUUAGGGGUUAUCAAUGCGUACGUAUGA
Trypanosoma rangeli is the source of this 1002-nucleotide messenger RNA. RefSeq names its product mitochondrial carrier protein. Gene Ontology annotation, molecular function: FAD transmembrane transporter activity; folic acid transmembrane transporter activity. The record is from RefSeq and is a predicted model, not a curated record. The transcript has a single exon. The coding region runs from base 1 to 1002 and encodes 333 amino acids. NCBI's taxonomy places the organism in Eukaryota, Euglenozoa, Kinetoplastea, Trypanosomatida, Trypanosomatidae. Gene Ontology annotation, biological process: folate import into mitochondrion; nucleotide transport.